UCUACUGAGACAGGAUUCAAGAUGGCAGCUCACAGUGAACACCAACGCGAUCCGGACCAUGAGGAAAAGUUUAGGGAUCAUCAUCGAAUCUGUAUUCCUGGUGAACGCCUUGGCAGUGAAAGUGAAUAUCACAUCGGCCCUGGUACAUAUAGAAAAAAUGGCUUUAUCUAUGCCAGUCUAGCGGGACAUGUUUGCUCCAGAAAAGAGGCUGAGAGUGUGUUGCCAGAGUUGACAGUUCUUCAGCAGGAAAUUCAAAUUACAGUACCAAGACAGAAGUCUUUAGUAACAUGCAAGGUGGUGAGUAUCACAUCAAAGUUCUGUCGUUGUGAUAUCCUGAGUGUAGAGGGCGUCCCAUUGACAGAGACUUUUCGAGGAAUGAUUCGUAAAGAAGAUAUCCGUGCUACAGAGAAAGAUAAGGUGGAGGUGUACAAGUCCUUCAGGCCUGGUGAUAUUGUCCUUGCAAGAGUUCUUUCAUUAGGAGAUGCCCAGUCAUAUCUUUUGACUACAGCAGAAAAUGAACUUGGUGUUGUGCUUGCCAAGAGUGAAGCAGGUGUUCCCAUGGUUCCUACUAGUUGGUGUGAGAUGACAUGUCCAAAGACUCAUGACAAACAACUCCGCAAAGUCGCAAAAGUUCAACCACAGUAUAUUGCUUACGCCAGCUAGCAGAAGACAUACACAGAAACUCUGAACAUUAAACAGCAAUAAUCACCAUGGAAUUGAUUCAUGAAUGAUAUUGUGAGUACAUCCGGUGUCUUCACUCUACUUGGAAACUGACCAGAUAAAUAUGGAGAAAGGAGACCAUUGAAGUACAAAGUUGAUGCUGACCAACUUGAUCGUGAUGCUUCCAACCUGAGAUGACCGUGCAGUAUGUGGUUCCACUCCUGAGAAAAAGCUGUUAAAGCUCAAUACUAACUUGACAAUAAAAUCAACAAGAUCACAGAUUAAAGAUGCAAAUUCUGACUUUUGCCAUUCAUUUGACAAGUGUAAUAUCCGAUUAUCCAUUACCAUAUUCAAUUUUUUUUUCAAAGUAUGGCAAUAAAAUUUGAAAAAAAAAUAUUGAAAUUGCUGCCAAUUGUUCCUCUAGCCUGUGCUCAAAAGGAAAUUUUAUUGCAUGGAUCGGGAAUUUUAAAAGGAGGUAAUUGUUUACAAGGUUGGAUUUUUUUCCAGGAAAGUAAUGUUUGAUUAAUUUCUGGGAUGGAGGGAUAUCCAGAGGAGGAGAAAGAUGUUUAAUAAAUUGGAUAAAGGACCAGAAAUCAAUCUUGGAUGGUGGCUGAUCGGAGCUUUAGGCCAUUUCUCAAGGACAUGACAAACAGUUUCCAGCUCUUCAAUCAACUUGAAAUGGUUGACCUAAUGCAAAAUUAAGUCCAAGGAAGUGUAUGUACGAAGAUUUUGCAAUCUGAAUUCAUAUUUCAAGUCAUGCAGAGAGGUACAUCAAUGAAAUACUUAAUCAUGAUAGGCUGAAAGUUUAAGAUGGGGUUCAUGACUACUUGGACGAAUUGAAUGUGCCAAUACUUUGCUAUCUGGUCGUGUGAUCUAGUCUUAUAACCCGACACUGUCUUAGUUGAGUGGUUACAUCAAAGCGUCCAUCUAAAAGUUAGUUAUAUAUUGUGUGGCAGGGAUUAGAAUUUAAAGAAUACUGCAAAAAAAUUACCUUCUAUACUAAUAAUGCAGUCCAUGACCAUUGCUAAUCAUGUUCCUAUUUUGACAAUAUAUACUGAAAAUGAUUUGGUUGCUGUUAGUUCUCAUGUUCUGUGAUAUAGCUACAGUGGUUGGCAGUAGUCGGCCCAACCAGCACAGGAGAUUUCUGACCACCACUCAUCAUGAAAAACACUAUUUCUGACCACUGCUAAUUUCAAAUGAAAAGUGUUUCAGACACAACUCCUUGCAAAGAAGAAUUGCUCUUGCAUUAAUUUCCAUCUUUUAUCUUCUUUUAUUUUCAUAAUUUACAAUAAACAUUCCUACAUUUGAUAAAUUUAUAUUUGUUUAUUUUCAAAGAUUUGCUAGUGUUAGUUUGUCAUUACAUGAUGUUCAUUCACUUUCGGCCUUAAGAUCAAUAACUCGGCCUUAAGAUCACCAACUCGGCCUGAAAAAAUUUGUAUUGCUGUGAAAUUGAGACCACCACUAAAAGUCUGGAGCUAGAACACUGUAUGUUCUAUUCUUUGUAUUUUUUUUUUGCCUCUUGAAGAAGACAAAUUGAUGUCACAAAAAUACAUGAAGAAAGCAGUGCUUUUUGGUUGAUGAAUAUCUAAUGUUUUUGUCUUUGUGAUUCAAAAGUUAUUCUUAUAUGUUUUAAAUAGUCUGCAUGGCAGGAGCGAACCAAGAUAUUUAGGCACCAACACUUUCGAUAGCUUUAUUGCUGUCAACAUUACAACAUUAACCUAAGUUAAGUCUUUAUCAUAUAUGUAAAAUAAGUUUCUAUAAGGUUGUGAUACUUCAACAUAAAUCAAUAAUCUUGUGACAAGAAUUUCUUGAAUUUACCAGAACUUACUUAAAUCCUUAAAGCUUGUAGAUUUUUGUUAAAAAAAGAAUGUGGGGAUUUUUAUCAUAAUUAAACCAAAUUAUGAAGAUCAUAAUGUGAUAUUUCUCUUCUUAAAGUCUAACAAUUUUUUGUGGUCCCCUAGGGAUUUGGAAUAGGUGUUACCUGUAACAUGUAUGAGAGAAAUCAUUAUAUAAAGGCCACCUUAGGGGAACAAGAAAAGCGGUCUUCCUGGGCUGGCAGUCUUUAAAGACAGUUUCAUUAAUGCAUUUUUAAAUGGGAAAAUUAUUCAAAGGAACCCACACUUCCGGUCUUAAUUAUAUUAUAUUCAGGUAGUCAGUAAAGGCUUUUUCCCCUAACAGGUUGUACUUGCAAGUGCCUGCUGUCCAUUUGUAAAAAUGUGGGCAAAAUUUGAGGACGUGGUGAGUACCGCCUCCGUACAGAUUUGGGAGCAUGCAGACAGGACGUAGCACUUUCACUGAAUGAGGAACUUCUGCUGCGUGCGGACUAUGAUGGAUUCACUACCAGUAUGGGUGAUGCGCGUGCCCUGUACUGCCAAUGUUUAUUGCAUUUGCACAUACUCAAAACUUGAGAGCAAGGACACCUUAUGUGAGCAGCACGUGUAAGUACAGUCUCCGAACAAUGAUAUGGCAUUCGCAUGGAGAUUAUACCUCGUACAACCUACUUACCACUUGCCCAAAGUAAGAUGCACACAGCCACUCACAGCGAUGCGUUGAUGUACCCCUCCCUACUCUUGCCACUCCCUCACCUUUUUCAGAAAAUGGUGGGGCUGUAGCCUCCCCCAAACAAUGUACAGAAUAAAAACACACGGUGGGUCGUUUGACUCGUGUCAACAGCUUGAAAUUCCUCACCUAAAUGAUCCUUGCUAACACUCGAUAAUUGACAAGUGUUAUAUCUCGAUAAUUUUGAAUAAAAAAUAUACACAAA
Molecule: messenger RNA, 3424 nt
Organism: Lytechinus variegatus (green sea urchin)
Lineage: Eukaryota; Metazoa; Echinodermata; Echinoidea; Temnopleuroida; Toxopneustidae
Gene: exosc1
Product: exosome complex component CSL4-like
Exons: 6
Coding region: 22-663 (213 amino acids)
Biological process (GO): RNA processing
Cellular component (GO): nuclear exosome (RNase complex); cytoplasm
Molecular function (GO): RNA binding
Source: RefSeq, a predicted model, not a curated record